Messenger RNA from Aspergillus welwitschiae, 1887 nucleotides. RefSeq lists its product as uncharacterized. Bases 1 to 1887 code for a protein of 628 amino acids. Lineage: Eukaryota; Fungi; Ascomycota; Eurotiomycetes; Eurotiales; Aspergillaceae. The record is from RefSeq and is a predicted model, not a curated record. The transcript has 6 exons.
AUGGCUGGUUCAAAAGCUGUCGCUCUUUUAUUCCUUUUGGUUAACCUAACCACGGCCUCUGUUAUUCCACGCGGACAGGCAUCGUCGUCGGCGGUAGCUGCCAGUGCGAGUGCGAGCGCUGAGGCUUCCUGUUGGCGUUACACCCUCCCUACCACUCUCACUGAAGAUGAUAUUGAACAAAACGAGGAUGACACUACCUCAUCGACCAGACGGCGGGGUCUGAACUACUUUGAUCGCCGCGAUCAUACCAAAACCGAGAAGUUGGGUAAAUGCGAUCUGGGGCAGACAAUCUACAAACCCAAAUACUUUCGUUCAAAGAAUAUCCAAAGUGGGCAAACCAAGGCCAGCGGUUAUAGCUUCCUUGGUUAUUUUAUUCCCAAAUUGGAUUCCUGUGAAGCUGCAGUCACUUUUACGACAAUCGCCAAUGCAGCUGACGUCCCGAAAACGACGGCUGGGUACUGGGACGAUGUUGAGACGGACUCUCUGCAAAACUACCUCGACUUGGGCGCACAAAUCAACAAGAAUAACCAGGAGAUGCCUCACAUUAACGUGGAUCAUGUUUACGAGCUCCAAAUCCUAGACGCCUUCCUGGCGGAUAUUAUCGAAGAGUACAAUUUCUGCGACAGUUUCAAAGAAUGGUUCCUCACAAUCGAUACAACCUUCAAGAACAAACAAGGAGUGAAUAAACCCCGGCUCCAGAAGCUCUACAGUUACUUGCCUGGGGAAACAUACCCGGAGCUGGUGGCCAUGGACAGUCGUCUCAACUCUUACAAGGCGCCGAUGUUUGGGACUACAGCAUUGAGCGGCAUGGCUGCGGUAGAAGGCACUGGGGAUGCCCGCCAGAGCAGUGCACUGAGCAUCAUGAACACACUGGCAGUCGUUGUUUCAAUGCUCCGCGACAACAGCGUUGCUACCUACUUCAAGGACACCAACACCCGGAUGUUCAAAGCUUUCCUUGGCAUUGACACUCUCAUGAACCAAGAUACCUGCAACUCAAACCUCCCAAAGCCUAAGGACGGAUGGGCAACCGCGUAUAAGAGUUGGAUGAAUAAAUUCAUGACUGAGCAAGCAAACGCAGUCUCGUCCCGUAUCUCCUCGGUUUCGGCACAAGUCACUAGCACGGCGGAUGCUGCCGGGGUCAAGAACAGCUAUGGCAAAGCGCUGGAUGCGUUUAAUGCGAAGUACCCGACUGCGUCAUGGAAAUGGGACGAAAACCAGUUGCUGGACUGGAGUGCAACUGAUGGUACUGCCUUUGCCAAGCGCGGUGCCUCGUCGGCGGCUGUCUGCACACCCACUGCCACCCCAUCCUCUUCGGCAGUGAAGUCCCAUUCUGCUUCCAGCAAGGCCACGCCGAGCCAAACUGCGGGCGCAACCACAGCCUCUGAGACGGCUUCGCACACGGUCAAGUCUACAGUGACAUCGUCUUCGCAGAAGGCGACGAUCACGCCCGCAACGAGCACUUCCACCAAAGCCGAGACUACAACCAAGAGCAAGCACAGCUCUGGAUCUGCCGAGGCAGCGCAGACCACCAAGUCCACUAGCGGCAAGCCGAAGGACACCGCUAGCGCAACGACGAAGUCCAGCUCGUCGUCCGCCAAGGAUACCGCGACCAUCACCAGUACCAAGACCACAUCGACGGCUACCCCUGAUUCGCACGAUACGAGCACCAAGGACACCUCGACCAAGGAUACCACGACCACCACUUCGACUUCCACUAAGACCAAGGAAACCACCACCUCUACUAAGACUUCUACCACGACCAAGAGCACAAAGACGGCUACUAAAACUACUACCAAGUCUUCGGAGGAGACCAAGGAUUCCUCCUCCUCCUCUUCGUCUUGCAAGAAGAAGAAGUGUAAGAAGGGUAAAUGCACCUGCGUGUCCUAG